AUGCCUGCUGCAAGCAGUACACGUGGUGAGUCACCACGUGGGACAGAUACAUCCGCUGCGUCUGCAGCGGGUACUGCGAAUCGCAAUGUAUUUGAGGCUGGAAUUGAGAUCAUCUAUUCUGGCAAGUCGGAUGAUGCAUACGACACGAAGGCGACACCUCACACGUCCGGAUCGUCCGGGGCGGACUCUGCAAGAUCCAUAUUAGCUGGGUCUGGGAAACGUGGCUGCAUCAUGACCGAGAUCUUCUUACUGACCGGUUCUUUCGAUGAAUCCUCGCCUCACGCAAGUCCAUCCGACGAUAGGACGCUUGGUGAUGGUGGUGAUGCCCCUAUGCAUCACCACGAGAAAAGCAACUCGAGUGUUCGAGCUGCCUCUGGUGAUAGUGCUCGCUCUGACACCACUAAAGAGGCCAGGGACCGCAAUAUCCUGAACCACGCCCGAUCAAGAAGAGUGCGUCAGACGUGCGAGCUCUGA
Messenger RNA from Peronospora matthiolae, 474 nucleotides. NCBI's taxonomy places the organism in Eukaryota, Oomycota, Peronosporomycetes, Peronosporales, Peronosporaceae. The record is from the annotation of a GenBank genome assembly.